AUGGACCGGCCGAUUGUCGCGAGGAACUUCGCCGCCAGGGCGGAUUUGGAGCUGCGCUACAGGACCGAGAGAAGGAUCGGCACUGGAUCCUUCUCCACGGUGGUUCUUGGCGAGCAUCGGCGCAGCGCGCGCAGGGUCGCGAUCAAGGUGAUGAGCCGGCGGAAUAUCAUCGAGGGAGGGAUGAGGGAGAAGGUGGCGAGGGAGGUGAGGACGAUGGCGCUGCUGCGGCACCCCCACAUUGUGCGCCUCUACGAGGUUUUCGAGACGCCCAGGGAUGUGUUGAUCGUCAUGGAGUACGCCGAGAGGGGCGAUCUCUACGAAUAUCUCUUGGUGCAAAGGAAUCAGCGGCUGGAAGAGGCCGAGGCCCGAUGGUUCUUCCAGCAGCUCAUUGCAGGUGUGGAGUACUGCCACGGCAAGUCCGCGAUCCACCGGGAUAUCAAAGUCGAGAACCUCUUCCUGGAUUCACAGCGGCACAUCAAGAUCGGCGACUUUGGGCUCUGCAACACCAUGCAAGAGGGGGGAUUCUUGCGAACGAGCUGUGGAAGCACGCAUUAUGCCGCUCCAGAGCUUCUUCUAAGGCGUCCUUACGUCGGGCCAGAAGUGGACGUGUGGAGCUGCGGAGUAGUCCUUUACGUGCUUCUCGGUGGAUGCUACCCUUUCGACGACGCAAACACCACGACACUGUACACCAAAAUCCUGUCUGGUACCUUCAACUUUCCUCUCUUUGUUCCAGAUGGACCCCGCGACUUGAUUUCGAGGAUGCUCACUGUGGAUCCCCGCGCACGGAUCACUGUUGCAGAGAUUAAGGAGCACGCAUGGUUUAGAAUCAACAUCCCACCUCACUUAUCGAUGCGAUCAUACUACUCCACGAUUGAUAUGGAUGUUUUAGCAAGAGUUACACAGCUUGGAUUUGAGCGGCAACUGCUUAUAAUGGAUCUGCUCAACAAUGAAUCGAGUGAAGUUAGUUUUCUUGCGGUUUUUACUCGAUAUGUCUCAAUCGUCUGUUCUUUGACAAUGCAGGCAGCUGUUACGUACUACAUUAUACUGAACUGUGACCGGCAAAUCUCUGCUGGAUUCGCUUGAUGCCUUGUCUGGGAAGAAUUCCUCUGGUAAACACUUGACGAUUGACCGAUUAAAUGUGGACGCCUCGUUCUAGCGUUGGUACUGCUCUGCCAUGAUCAGUAGUAUCAAGGAGCUCCAACCGGUAAACGGCCUGGCUCCUUUACCUUCGCCUUCUUUUGUAUGAUCAUACUGCUCAAAGAUGUAUCCCAUUUCGUUGUA
Molecule: messenger RNA, 1281 nt
Organism: Selaginella moellendorffii
Lineage: Eukaryota; Viridiplantae; Streptophyta; Lycopodiopsida; Selaginellales; Selaginellaceae
Product: SNF1-related protein kinase catalytic subunit alpha KIN10
Exons: 7
Coding region: 1-1083 (360 amino acids)
Biological process (GO): protein phosphorylation; intracellular signal transduction
Cellular component (GO): cytoplasm
Molecular function (GO): ATP binding; protein serine/threonine kinase activity
Source: RefSeq, a predicted model, not a curated record